This is a messenger RNA of Ostertagia ostertagi, 348 nucleotides long. The record is from the annotation of a GenBank genome assembly. NCBI's taxonomy places the organism in Eukaryota, Metazoa, Nematoda, Chromadorea, Rhabditida, Trichostrongylidae.
AAUACCACUAAAUGUAGUGGGAGUGGGCACGCUCACACGUCAUUGAUUACCUACCCAGAAAUACUCAGAAGGUACCCAACUGACGACCACAACGAUUUCCCCCUGCCAGCUGAUGUCACAGUGUUUUGCCAGCCUGAAGGUUGCCAAACAUUAGACGCUCACGCAAGAUGCGGUCAGGGUCGCGAUCCCCAAUUUUUCGUUUUUAUGUUGACAGAAAAAGACUCGGCGAAAAUACGAUAUGGUAUCUGCCUCAAUUUCUACCAACGUUCGGACAAGAGAAUAACUAAUGCAGGUGGAGCGAGCGGAGGAAGAGCUGCCGUCGAAAAAAAGCAAGUUUUGUUGAGUAUA